Messenger RNA from Anopheles marshallii, 3360 nucleotides. RefSeq names its product heterogeneous nuclear ribonucleoprotein U-like protein 2. Gene Ontology annotation, molecular function: protein binding. The transcript has 10 exons. Lineage: Eukaryota; Metazoa; Arthropoda; Insecta; Diptera; Culicidae. Bases 1 to 3360 code for a protein of 1119 amino acids. The record is from RefSeq and is a predicted model, not a curated record.
AUGGAUCUUGCCAAACUCAAGGUGGCCGACCUAAAGGCCGAGCUUGCGGCGAGAAAUUUGGAUACCAAAGGCGUGAAAGCGGUGCUAUUGGAGCGCUUGAAGGAAGCGAUCGAACGCGAAACCAACGCAGCCGCCAACGUCGACCUGACCAGCCAACAACAGUAUCUGGCACAGCAGCAGCAGCAACAUCAACAACAGUUGCUGCUGCAACAACAGCUGCAAGCGCAGCAGCAAUUGCAAGCGCAGCAGCAGUUGCACGCCCAGCAGCAACUUUUUAUUCAACAGCAACAACUUCUGCAACAGCAGCAGCAGCAGCAGCAACUACAGCAGCAAAAUGUGCUAGUUGCUGAGCCGCUACCCCAAGAGCAGACGAUAGAGGAUUUGUCCAUGUCAAGCAAGCGGGUGGAUACACCGGUUCGGCGACGAAGCACCAGACGUUCCAUGACACGAUCGCCGUCACCGCCCAACAGCUCCGCGGACAAUCCACACGGUUCGCUAAUGGGAAGCGCACGCAAGCGGGGCCGAUCGCGUUCGAUGACAAAAUCACCGUCUCCUCAGCGACUUACCAGCGAAGCACCAUGUCUUGCAUCGGUACAAGAGGAGGAACCGGAGCCAGUGUUGGAAGCGACAGAGCACCGAUUAGCAGAACCUACGCCUGAACCAACUCAGCUUACGCCCGACGAUAGCUACACUAUGGCACCUGUCGUCGAAGCACCUCCAGCUCUAUCAUAUGAGGAACCUGUCGAAGAACCGGAACUACUGGAACCGGUACCGGCAGCAGUUGCAUCAUCCGCAAUGGAAGUUGAAGAAGCGGAAUCAAUUGCACCAGCUGAAAUGGUUGAAAAGAGUGAAGCAGUCGAAAAGGAGGUUACUUUGCCCACGCCUGAAUCGACGGACGCGUUGGAGACAGAAAAACUUUCCACCCAGCCCGGAACAGAGCAAGACUCAAAGGAAGAUAAUCAGCAGGGUAAAGCUGAAGAAGAACCUUCCAAGGCUGCCGAAACAAGCGAAUCGGAUGCUAAACCUGCAUCGGCUUCAACAAACGCUGCGGAAACUGUUACAAGCGAUACAUCAAAGGCCGGAGCAACGAAAACCGAAAAGAAGCCAAACGCUCAGCAACAAGCCCAGAAUAAUAUGGUUGAGUUCGUGACGGAAGAAGUGGAACCACAGCUGUCCGCAGAAGCCGAUGAUACGUUCACACUAAGCUGGUAUGAUUCCGAUUUGAAUUUAACCAUCGAUCAUAAAGAUUUGCUAUCGGCAAAACCUCUUUCGGACGGUAUAUUUGGCCUAGUGUGGGCUGGAGUUCGUGCUAGCCGCGGUGUCACUGGCGGGAGGGUGUUCUAUGAAGUAUUAGUAGCGGACGAGUUGCAACCCGCUACCAAAUCACCGCUGGUGCCGGAAGGCGAAUCAUCUACACCGGAAAUGCGAAUAGGCUGGUCAACUUUGGUGCAAAACGAACGGCAGCUUGGCGAAACGGAUCAUUCGUACGGAUAUUCUAGCUGCGGAAAGAAGGUAGCCGGUGGCAACUUUGAGCAGUACGGUGUAGCGUACGGGAAGAAUGACGUCGUGGGCGUUUACUUGGAUAUGGAAGCAUCGCCAUGUGAAAUGCAGUUUACGGUUAACCGUAUACGACAAGGGCCAGCGUUCGAAUUCGAAAAGGAAGCGUUAAAUGGCCGCGCUCUUUUCCCGCAUGUAUACGCUAAAAACCUAUCGUUCAAAGUAAACUUUGGCACGGUGGAGGAUGGUUUUCCGUUGACGGUGAAGAAAGCUGCCGCUACAGUCACACCGCCGGCAACCGAAACGGGCGACAAAGAUGCAAAACAAACUAGCGACUCAAGCGCUACCAAGGAGGAAGGAAGGGAAGACGAUGCGAAGGAAGGCGACGAUUCUGUUCCAAAGGAAGAAACAAAAUCGGAGGAUACCGGCAAGGUGGAGGAAGUUGUACAGAUGGAGGAAGCGGAAAACACGACAACCUCAACCGAUGAACCAGUUGCUGAAAAAGUACCUUUUGACGAGGAGUUUAAAUUCCUGAACAGCUUCGUCAAGGAGAAUGAAGCUUGCGUUGUCGACGGUUUGAAGGGACCAUCGACUAGGGAUAGUUGCGAGCUUGUAAUGAUGAUUGGACUUCCCGGAAGUGGCAAAACCACAUGGGUACAAAACUAUCUGAAGGAAAAUCCAGACAGUUCGUUUACUUUACUGAGUAUCGAUAGUUUGCUACAGAAUAUGAAGGUGUUGGGCAAGGAGCGGGAUCCUUCGAAUACUCCACAGUGGCAAAAAGUGGUGGAGCAACUGUCACGAAACAUGGCACGGUUAAUCGAGAUAGCUUGCAAACGCCGGAGACACAUCCUCAUCGAUCAGACGAAUGUAUUUGCAUCGGAGCAAAAGCGACGUUUGAAAGGAUUCGGAGGAUUUAAGACACGCCGUGCGGUGGCGGUGGUACCGAACCUGGAGGAAUACAACCGACGGUAUGAAUUAAAAGUUGCCAAAUACGGCAAGGAAGUACCUGAAACGACUCUUAACACAAUGAAGGCAAACAUUUUUGUACCAUCGCUAGUACAAAACUGGUACACGGAAAUUGUAUUUACCGAGCUCGCGGAAACGGAAGCACAGGAAAUGAUCAAGAAGAUGAACGAGGAGGGUCGUAAAUUGCUGCCACCACGAAGAAACCGUGCUAAUCAGUCGAACCGACAGAAGCAUAAUAACAACGCCAACAGUAACUACACCUCGCGCUGGAAUCACAACCGUCCGCAAGGUGGAGGGCAACAGUACGGCAAGAAUCGGUACGGCAACAAUGCCGGCGGUGGCAGUGGCGGAUACAACCGCUACGGAAACAAACCCAACGACAGUGUUGGUCAGUAUGGACAUCAUCGUUCCGGGGAUUACCGUAGUGGAAAUGGGUACGGCCGCCGCGACGAUCAUCAUCAUCGUGGAGGAAGCUACGGUUCCGGUGGAAACCGGUACGAUUCAUGGAACCGUAACAGCGGCGGUGGCGGUGGAGGAUAUUACAAUGAUCGCGGAUAUUCCAACCGUGGUUAUAAUCAGCAGCAGCAGGAUCAUUCCAGUAAUCGAUAUGAUGCACGUCGUCGUGAUCGGCGGGGAUAUAAUAAUGGUUCGGGAUGGAACACACAAGGAGGGCAAUCGCAGCAAUGGAACAAUAGCUACCCGAAAUCGGGCAGCUCCGAAUCCUGGUACUUAUGGUGGCAGUCCAACCUGAACGAUCUGCUCGCACCGAACGGUAGCAAUGGUGGGGCGGAUGGGUCUGCCGCUGGCGCCGCCGCCGCCUCAUCGUCCCAGUGGAAUCAGUACGGGAGCAAUGCGCAUCAAUCCUCAUCGUACGGAAACUAUCAUUCGAAGGGAUAA